This is a messenger RNA of Solanum verrucosum, 3279 nucleotides long. RefSeq names its product PWWP domain-containing protein 1-like. The record is from RefSeq and is a predicted model, not a curated record. The transcript has 2 exons. Bases 157 to 3201 code for a protein of 1014 amino acids. NCBI's taxonomy places the organism in Eukaryota, Viridiplantae, Streptophyta, Magnoliopsida, Solanales, Solanaceae.
AUUUGUCUUUCGUUUUCUCACAGGGUUUGUACCGUAAUAUCCAGAAUUCUCACUGUAUCCGUGAAUUUGCUGCAUUUUCCUGGAGAAUUCAUCGGUGUUCUUCCUCCUGAAGGUCCGUUUUGAAGUCGUAUGGAAACGGAGUUUUAGCUCCAAGAGAUGAUUUCUGUGAUGAGCAACAGAUUCGAAGCAAAUCGAAAUAACGAUUCAGUAGAAGAGACGCAAGUUAGGGUUUCCAGUAGGACCCCCGCAGAUGAUUCUGAACAAGCGAGGGUUUCUAUGGACGUAACGAAUUCUAGGGCUUCCAAUUCCCAAACAGAGGAUUCUAGGGUUUUGGAAUUGGAAAGUGAAGGAAACCAAAUUAGGGUUAAGGAAAGAAAAGACCAAGAAGGUGGUAGUUCGGGGAAGUCGGGUCGUGUGAAGUUGGACCAGAAAGGAAAGACAGCAUUGGUUUCUAGUAAAACUGAUGCGAGGAAGGAAAAAAUGGAGCCUUAUGUUUCUGAGUACGAUUUAAUGCUCUCUAAGUUUGAUGAGUUUGCUGGAAAUGUGAAAUGUUGGUCAGUUGGUUAUGGGUUUGAAAUGGGUGAUAUGGUGUGGGGAAAGGUGAAAUCACACCCUUGGUGGCCAGGUCACAUUUUCAGUGAAGCAUUUGCUACUCCGUCUGUGCGAAGGAGUAAAAGGGAGGGUCACAUUUUGGUUGCUUUUUAUGGUGAUAGUAGCUAUGGCUGGUUUGAUCCAGAUGAGCUUGUACAUUUCGAACCAACUUAUGCGGAAAAGUCUAUGCAAACUAAUGUGAAGAACUUUAUAAAAGCAGUGGAGGAAGGGGUCGAUGAAGUGAGCCGGAGGAGUGCUUUAGGUUUGGUUUGUUAUUGUAGGAAGACAUACAGACUGCGUGCUGUGUCAAUUAAUGGGUUCUUUGCUGUAGAUUUUAGUGAUCUUGAGAGGAAUUGUACUUAUUCUGCUAGUCAGAUUAAGAAGGCUAGGGAAAGCUUUAAACCCAAAGAGACUAGGGGUUAUGUGAGUAAGUUGGCAUUGAAGCCUAGGAGAAAAGUGCAUGAGGAUCUUAACCUUGUUAAGAAGAAGGCAACCGCGUUGGCUUAUAGGAAGGCUGUUUUUGAGGAAGAUGAUCCUACCUAUGCAGAAGCUUUUGGUGUUGUUCCUUCUAAACAAGCACAAGAAGUGGCUCAGCCAUUUAGACAACCCUCUUCAAGAGCUCCUUUGAGUGGCAGAUUGGUGCAUGCAGAAACUCUGGGUAAGGGAAAGGGUUCUGCAAAAUCUAAUAAAAUGAAGGACCAAGUUGAGAAAGACAGAUAUCUGUUUAAACGCAGAGAUGAGCCUGUUAACCUGAAAGUCCACCAAGUUGGUCCAGCACAAGCAGGUUCUUCUGACCAGUCUGCUCAUCUAGACGGCUCCUCCUUAGAAGGAAAAGAUGUAUCUCCUAGUGCUGCUGAUGCAUCUGGCUCCACCUUGAUUGAGAGCUUUAAGCAGCCGUCAAGUCAGGUAGCUAAUGUGGAAGAACUUCAUGGAGAGAGACAAGCUGAAGAUGGUGGUACUGAUGUUGUGCGGCCUUCAGAUAAGGUCAAGGUUCGUAAACGUUCUGGUGGAGAAGUGAGUGGUGGAAGUAGUCUGUCAACUGAGAGGAAGAAAAAGAAGAAGAAGGUGCUGUUGGGCUUGAAAACUGACUCUAAUCAUGUUGAUGCACCAGCAGCAGCUGUUUCGUCAGAUAAUCCGGUAAUGGAAAAAGUUGCAAGAGAGUCUGUCCAAGUUCCUCCAGUUUCCACGGAAGAACUUCAAAUGGAUAUUCAACAAAAGGAUGAUCCUGCAGACUGCUCUGUGCCUGACCGUGUGGUAACAGAAGAUAAAGUUGGGAUUAGAAGCGACAAUAUUGAUCUUCGUCAAUUACUAAGUGAUCUCCAUGCGAUUGCUCUUGAUCCCUUCUAUGGUGCCCAGAGCAGAAAUAUAAAUACUAUACGAGAAGUGUUUCUGAAAUUCCGUUCCCUUGUGUAUCAAAAAAGCUUGGCUUUGUCUGCCACCAUUGAGAGUGAGUCAAGUACCCCCAUCAGCAAGUUACCUGUUGCAGCCCCUAUGUCAGACACUGGCCCCAGCAAUAAUGUGAAACAAACAUCAAAUCUGAAGCCACAGAAGAAUCCUGCCAGGCCUGAUGAUCCUUCUAUCAAAGGAGGGCGAAAGCGGGGUACUUCAGAUAGGCAAGAGGAACUGGCCGCCAAGAAAAAGAAGAAGAUCAAUGAUUUGAGAACAUUGGCAGCACAGAAGAAGGGCUCCGGUAAGACUUCAGAAGUUAAACCAGGUGAAAGCAAGGAAAUACCUGCAAAGAAGCUGGUAUCAACACCUGUGAAAUCAUCUAAGCCAGAUAGUGUCAAGAAGAAUGACCCGGCAGAAAAGGUACCUGAUCCUACCAUGCUUAUUAUGAAGUUUCCAUCUAAUGGAGCUCUUCCCUCCAUUUCUGAGCUGAAGGCGAGGUUUGCCCGUUUUGGGGCUCUGGAUCAUUCAGCUACUCGGGUCUUCUGGAAGUCAUCCACCUGCCGUUUGGUCUACCAAUACAGGGAUCAUGCAGUGCAGGCCUUUAGAUUUGCAAGUGCUAGCACGAAUUUGUUUGGGAACACCAAUGUGAGAUGCUCUAUUCGAGAAGUGGCGGCUGAAGCACAAGACACCGAAAGUAUGAAGAAUGAUAGUGGCGGGACUUCUGCACCAAAAGAUAGGGCAGCUGAUUCGAGGUCCUCGGGAAAGCCUGGGCAGCUGAAAUCAUGUCUAAAGAAACCCCCAGGUGAGGAAGGGCCGACGACAGAUGGUGGUAAUGGUAGUAAUAGGGGAACCCCACGUGUAAAAUUUAUGUUGGGUGCAGAAGAUAAUAUUAAUAGGGAUAGAGGUGAGCAGAUGAAUGAUAUUAAGAACGUCAACAACACUAGUAGUAUUGCUGAUGGAAGUGCAUCUUCUAGUUCUAAUAUCAACAAUUAUACAAGUCAGUCGUCCAUGCUCCCUCUUCCUACUACUGCUCAUUAUGCCAAUGCACCAAAUGAUAUUCACUUUGCUCUUCAAGCUCCCCAUAGAAAUUAUAACAAUCAAGUGUCUGCUCCUGAAGCCAACUUUUCACAACAAAUGCUAUCCCUUCUCAGCAAGUGCAGUGACAUUGUGACUGAUCUGACGAAUUUAUUGGGCUAUUUCCCUUAUAAUGGCCUUCAAUAAAAUUGGUUCUUCAUUUUUGGAAGGCUUUUGGGCUUAGCCACCAACUCAUCGAUACAAUGCAUAGCAUUUAGUGUCUGA